Molecule: messenger RNA, 2231 nt
Organism: Archocentrus centrarchus (flier cichlid)
Lineage: Eukaryota; Metazoa; Chordata; Actinopteri; Cichliformes; Cichlidae
Gene: mtnr1aa
Product: melatonin receptor 1A a
Exons: 2
Coding region: 311-1363 (350 amino acids)
Biological process (GO): G protein-coupled receptor signaling pathway
Cellular component (GO): plasma membrane
Molecular function (GO): melatonin receptor activity
Source: RefSeq, a predicted model, not a curated record
GCGGCUUCAUGUCACACAUGCGUAAAGACAAAGUGAAUGGCACACGGGCGCAGAAGUGACACCGAGGCGACCAGAGAGGGGGGGAGGCUGCCAGAGCCGAUUCACAGUAGUUGGGAAGAGCUCAGUUUGGGGGAGAGGAGAAAGAAGAAGAGGAGGAAGAAGAAGGAGCAGCAGCGCGCGUGUGGAGGGGACGAAGAUGAACCCCGCGGGAGGUUAUAGUAUCCCACCACCAGCGUCUCCCAAACCCGGGCUGUAGGAGUGCAGGUUGAAUUUGGCUCAGUUGAGAAAGUUCUGCGACUGUAGCUGUACAAUGGUUAUCAAUGGGUCUCACCUGAACAGCUCCUCACCAGACCCCACUGACACCGUCCUGAACCGCCCGCCGUGGGUUGCCACAACUUUGGGGUGCUUUCUCAUCUUCACUACGGUCGUUGACAUCCUGGGCAACCUCUUGGUCAUCUUCUCCGUUUAUCGGAACAAAAAGCUCAGGAACGCAGGGAACAUCUUUGUGGUGAGCCUGGCAGUGGCAGACCUUGUGGUGGCCAUCUACCCAUACCCUCUGGUCCUCACCUCCAUCUUCCACAAUGGCUGGAACCUGGGUUACGUCCACUGCCAAAUCAGCGGUUUCCUCAUGGGUGUCAGUGUCAUUGGCUCCAUCUUCAACAUCACUGGCAUCGCCAUCAACCGAUACUGUUACAUCUGCCACAGCCUCAAAUAUGAUAAACUGUACAGCGACAAAAACUCUGUCUGCUAUGUGUUGUUAAUUUGGGCGCUGACUGUUGUUGCCAUUGUGCCCAACUUGUUUGUGGGCUCGCUUCAGUAUGACCCGCGAGUUUAUUCCUGCACGUUUGUACAGUCGGCCAGCUCAGCGUACACCAUCGCUGUGGUUUUCUUCCACUUCAUUUUACCCAUCAUGAUUGUCACCUACUGCUACCUGCGCAUUUGGAUAUUGGUCAUACAGGUAAGGAGGCGGGUCAAGCCAGACAAUCGGCCUAAGCUGACGCCGCAUGACGUCAGAAACUUUGUUACAAUGUUUGUGGUGUUUGUGCUCUUUGCUGUCUGCUGGGCACCACUAAACUUCAUCGGACUGGCUGUAGCAAUCAAACCGGAGGUAGUGAUUCCCCUCAUCCCUGAGUGGUUGUUCGUGGCCAGCUACUUCAUGGCCUACUUCAACAGCUGCCUUAAUGCCAUUGUAUAUGGUGUGCUGAACCAGAACUUCCGGCGCGAGUACAAGCGUAUUGUAGUGUCAGUGUGUACAGCUCGCAUCUUCUUCCAGGACAGCUCCAAUGAUGCAGGGGAGAGGCUCAAGAGUAAACCGUCACCACUCAUGACCAACAAUAACCAGGUCAAGGUUGACUCUGUCUGAAACAGCUCAGAGACAUAAACCAAUAUGCUGUUACUGAGAGCAUAAAGAACAAACACAAUAAUGCUGAGUGAGAAAAAUACCAAAUAUAAACCUGAAACAGCUUCUGUCUGGACUCAUACGGUGCUAUCUGAUCUCUGAACAAUCACAGCAAGAACAGGGGUGCAUAAUUACUUUGUCUUUUAUCAAGCACUUUCGUUUGACUCUGCAGUCCCUGUGGUACAAAACAAUAUAUGAUGUCUGUUUUGUUUUCAUGUUUACAAUGAUGAUAUAAAUGUAUCAUUAAAUAUAUAAGUAUUUAUUUUAUAUGAAAUGCCAUGUAAAUAUACAUUAUAUCAGGAUCCAGUUUAAAAAAACAAACUAAAUUUUCUGAGGCCAUUUAAAAAAAACAUUUCUACAAAACUUGGUUGAAAAGAUGCUAACAAGUUUGUAAAUGAAGUUAACCAAUUUUAUUAACCUCAUUUGUGACAAUGUAACACUAAUUGAGUGCGAGCAAUGUGGGUUGCCGCUGUGUUAGUAUAACCUACAGCACCAUCCAUUACAUUAGGUGGAAUAUAUUCUUUAGUAAAAACAAUCUCUCUCUCUCUUUUUAUCGCUCUCUCUCUGUUUCCACCACAUUGUGAGCUCAUUAUACUAUAUGCAUGGAAUAUCAGAAAUUAUUCAUAUGCAAAAUAAAAUUUGAUAUUGAUGGAGUGUUCACAUUAGCCCUGUGUUCAGUGUACUUACAGAUGCUCAUUUUUAUUGCAGUUCUGGUUUAUUGGGGUCUUUUACUUUCUUUUGGCCAUCAUAUGUUACAGUUAUAAAUGGCUAUAAACAAUAACAUCAUUUGCUGCAGUCUUAGCCUGGUGGGACUAAUAAACUCUUAAAUGAA